AUGCAGAUUUUCGUCAAGACCCUCACGGGUAAGACCAUUACCCUCGACGUCGAGUCGAGCGACACCAUCGACAACGUCAAGACCAAGAUCCAGGACAAGGAGGGUAUCCCCCCGGAUCAGCAGCGUCUUAUCUUCGCUGGUAAGCAGCUUGAGGAUGGCCGCACCCUGAGCGACUACAACAUCCAGAAGGAGUCCACCCUCCACCUGGUCCUCCGUCUCCGUGGUGGUAUCAUCGAGCCCUCCCUUAAGGCUCUCGCCUCCAAGUACAACUGCGAGAAGUCCAUCUGCCGCAAGUGCUACGCCCGUCUUCCCCCCCGUGCCACCAACUGCCGCAAGAAGAAGUGUGGUCACACCAACCAGCUCCGCCCCAAGAAGAAGCUCAAAUAG
Messenger RNA from Aspergillus niger, 387 nucleotides. RefSeq lists its product as uncharacterized. The record is from RefSeq and is a predicted model, not a curated record. Gene Ontology annotation, biological process: modification-dependent protein catabolic process; protein ubiquitination; translation. The coding region runs from base 1 to 387 and encodes 128 amino acids. The transcript is spliced from 5 exons. Gene Ontology annotation, cellular component: cytoplasm; nucleus; ribosome. Gene Ontology annotation, molecular function: structural constituent of ribosome; protein tag activity; ubiquitin protein ligase binding. Lineage: Eukaryota; Fungi; Ascomycota; Eurotiomycetes; Eurotiales; Aspergillaceae.